ACAGCUGACGAGAACAACGGCGAUGGGUGUUGUUUGUUUGUUUGUCCCGCCAGUUGCCCAUGUUGCUGUGCAGCAGCUGUGAACGCGAGCAGAGGAGUGGAGCGGGCCUUCGCGCAGGCGCCUUUAAUUGUUUUGACUGAAAAUGCCGUCGGUUUCGAAAACGGCGGUGAGCGCUUCUCCUCAAACAGAGAAACCAACCCACUACACCUAUUUAAAGGAGUUCAGGACCGAACAGUGCCCGCUGUUCUUGCAACACAAGUGCACUCAACACAGACCCUUUACGUGUUUUCACUGGCAUUUCCUAAACCAGCGGAGAAGACGACCCAUCAGAAGAAGAGAUGGGACUUUUAACUACAGCCCAGAUGUUUAUUGUACAAAGUACGACGAAACUACUGGCAUUUGUCCAGAUGGAGACGAUUGCCCGUACCUGCACAGAACGACCGGUGACACGGAGAGAAAGUACCAUCUGCGCUACUACAAGACUGGCACCUGCAUCCACGAGACCGAUGCCAGGGGGCACUGCGUCAAGAACGGGCUCCACUGUGCCUUUGCUCACGGUCCACACGACCUGCGACCCCCGGUCUACGACAUCAGAGAGAUCCAGGCUCAGGAGGCUCUUCAGAACGGACAGCUGGGGACGGGGGAGGGCAUCCCUGACCUGCAGCCGGGAGUGCUGGCCAGUCAGGCCAUGAUCGAGAAGACUGUGACCGAGGACCCCCGCUGGCAAGAUACCAACUUUGUUCUGGCAAACUACAAAACAGAGCAGUGCACCAAACCUCCACGACUAUGCAGACAGGGCUACGCCUGCCCACACUACCAUAACAGUAGAGACAGGAGGAGAAAUCCACGCAAGUACAAGUACAGGUCUACACCGUGCCCCAAUGUGAAGCAUGGGGACGAGUGGGGAGAGCCCUCCAAGUGCGAGAGCGGAGACAGCUGCCAGUAUUGCCACUCCCGCACCGAACAGCAGUUCCACCCAGAGAUUUACAAAUCCACAAAAUGCAACGACAUGAGGCAGACUGGCUACUGUCCCAGGGGGCCAUUCUGUGCAUUUGCACAUGUAGAGCGAAUACCUUCCACCGAAGAGACGAUGAAUUCGCUGCUCACUGUGAUGCACUCGGGCUCCCAGUCAAAGAUGUGCCCCCAGCAGUACUCUGAGUGUCUGGUCAGCGAGUGGGGAGGCAACACAAACGCCGUCACCAGCACUGCGGGCAACAACGGCCAGCACGACAACGUUUCAUGCUGUAAUAGUCUGACUGUAACGUCAAGCUCAGGAAGCAACAGUUCAGUGUCCCCAGUUGGACCCAUUGGCAGGCCAAAAAGCAUUACUAAUGGUAGCUUAUGUUCAGAGUCAACCACCUCCAGUGUUUCCUCUCCGACAUCUAACUAUCCCAAAGCUCCGGGCUUUGAGCGUGAGGAUCAGGCAAAGUUUCUGAAGGGUUAUCCAGAUAGUCAAAAACUACUGGACCAAGACAAACAGAACCUUAUCAGUGUGUUCUCCGCGGCGAACCCUCUGGCUUGCAGUAUCACGUCCAGUAUAACAUCCAGUCUGGCCUCCAGCAUCGGCUCGGACAGCUCCUCCCCAACCACGCUUUCCACCAUGAAUGCAAAAGCAACCCCCUUCUAUCCCGGUAGCAAUACAGUCGAAUCAGUCGUAGGCUCUGCGCUUGACCUGAAUUUUUGUGAUGUCAACGUAGCUUCUCUUGAUAAAGAAUUUGAAGAACAGGAAAACGGCGACAUCGAUUUAUCAAGUCAGAGGUUGUUGGGCAGUUCGGCCCCUGUGAACAUCCCUGGUUCUCUGGCGCGCUCGUCCUCCCUGCACUCCUCCUCCUCUCUAUCGGCCUCUCCUCUGAGCUCCCUGUCCCAGUCCUUCUCCCAGUCCCUCCUGUCCGGCAUGGUACCCCAGCAAAAUCAGCCCCAGGCCCAUCCCAGCAAGACGGAGCACGGCCUCCUGGGAACGUCAGUGUCCUCCCAGAAUGCUCUCGGUCUGAACGGAGGCGCCGGCGGCAGCAUAUGGGACUUUGUGAGCGGGAGCUUCUCGCCCAGCCCGUCGCCGGUGUUCAGCAGCGUCGCCGCGGCGACCCCCGGCGGCGCCGACCUGCCCCGGCUGCGCAGGGAGCUGGACGAGGCCAAGCGGAAGAUCAAGCAGUGGGAGGACGCCUGGCAGCAGGUGAAGCAGGCCUGCGACGCCUGGCAGAAGGACGCUCAGGAGGCGAAGGAGCAGGCCAAGUCCGCCGAGGCGGAGCGGCAGCUGGCCGCGCAGAAGCGCGAGGACGCCGAGCGGCAGCUCAAGCGGCUCCAAGAGGGCUUCGACGCCGUGUGCCGCUCCCCCGGCACGCCUCUGCUGCGCAGCUACGGAGAGCCCGACCGCCUGCCCCUCCCCAAGCUCCUCUCCGUCCAGUCGCAGCUGCGCGCAGACCUGGAGCUCGUAGACACGGUAAUAUAUCAGCUUCAGUCAAAGAAAUGUAUAGUUUGCCAAAAGCAUGAUCGUUCCAUUGUCCUGCAGCCUUGUCAACAUUACGUACUUUGUGAGAACUGUGCACCCGGCAAAACGGAAUGUCCUUACUGCAAGACAAAAAUACUGAAAUGGUGAUGUAGAACUAUUCACGGUACUACUUCUGGAUAUUGAACUAUGUAAUGUAUUAUGCUAACAGUUUAGACAUUGCUUUAUUUUCAGUAUUUCAUGUAGUGAUUUAAUUGAUAGUUUUAUUAUAAACCAGUUGAUGGUGAUCGACUGAUGCAUAGAUUGAUAUCUGGUAAUUUGACAAAAGAUUUGCUUCUUGAUAGAUAAAUGCCAUUCAUUUUUCCGGUGUCUUUCUUUGGUAGCUCUUCAGUCAUUCCCGCUAAAUAAUGGUACAAUUAAAUGCAUCAGUCAGACACCAUUAUUGCUACUAGUUUCUUUGAAGAAGAUUAAUUUCUUUAAACAGCACUUUGUCUACCUGGAAUCUGUUCAAUGUUACUUUAGAAAAUUGCUUUAAGCUGCUUGUAGUUUUUUAAAAUCUUUUUUCUAAAAUAUGCUAUUGUGUGAAGCUUUUGUGUACUGUGAAAUAGAAUAUUUCAUACUCAAUUUAUAAUUGAAAUCACAGUAUAGUUAUAUUGUUAUACAAAACAAAAUCAUAUGCAUUAAUAGCUCAACUGGCUUAGGAUUUUAUUUUAUUUUUUUAAUAUUUUCAAAUCAAAAAACAUAUAGUCAUUACAAGUAUAACCAGCUAUUGUACUUUUAUCGCACAGGCACAUACGCUAAAGCAUUUGGGAAACUGCCAUUGUCUGCAUUUUUUCUGUUUGUUAUGUUGGAGGACCUAGGUCUUCGGUCAGCUUCACACCACUGUUGAGACUGUGUUUUGACCCCUGCCCUCUUGCAAGUAUUGUUUCAAAAAUGUGCGACACUCAUCCAUUCACACUCAAGUGCCUUGCCUUAGAAAAUCUUAAUCAUUUGGUAGAAAUGAAGACUGUAUUUAAAAAAAAAAAAAAAAAAAAAAGUGCGGGUGGCCAAAGGCCGACACAAAGUUCUGGAAAAUAUUCCUCCAUUGUUAGCAGGAAUCUGCUUUCGUACGUAACUCCUUGCAUUGGCCUCCAAAUGAAGUUCACAAUUGUGUAGGCAGUAAUGGUAAGAGAUCAUAGGUUUUAUACAUGCUUUUGCCCUGAUGUCACACUUAAAAUAACUGUCCUCCCCUCCAAAAGUGGGCAGUGGUGCUUCUGGGUGAAUUCUGAUGCCAUUACAGUAUCCUUACAAAGUGUUUAGAAGCGAAUUAUGAGGUAGGUGUAUGCAAUCAGGAAGAAAAUCAUUAAUGUAUAUAUUUUAAAAGGAAAAAACUGGCACACUUUUUGUAAUGGAGUAAAAAUGAUUUGGUUCUGUAAUGUCUUCGCAGAAGUGCGGUGUUAAAUCUGUAAAUCGUGUUAUGUAUGAUGUGUUUAGGUUAAACUAAUUGAAAUGACCUACUACUGUGUUCACAAUGUAUUUGUGUUCAUGUACUUUGUGCUCUUAGUCCUUUAAUAUUUACAGCAAUGAGUGUUCAACAGAAAGCAACUUUGAGCGUGAAAACCUUUGCCGUAACGUGCAAUUAAGGUGGAAAUCAGGGAUAAACUAGCAGAUACUGGCCAGAAUAAGGGGAUGCGAUACUGUUACCUAAUUAGGUGACCCAGGAAUUUAAAUGUGUUAAAGGUUUUGAAAAGUGAAUACUGGAAUAUACCCCUACCCCCACAGUUAAACAGUAAAAACAAGUCAGUUUGCUUGUUUUUUAGUUUGCGUGUCCAGAAUUGCACAGGUUGCACUGGCAGAUGUCCCUUUCUUUAUAUGGAACAAUAUGAAUUAUACAUUUGAUGGUCUCUCUAGAGGUCAUUUGUAUGUAUGUAAUUAAUAGAUUUUUGGAAUGUAUUUUUGUUCAUUUGUAUUUUGAUGUGAUCUUUCCACCCUGACAAAUUCUUAAACCUAAAGAAUGAAAGGUUAGCCGUGUCAACUACUUUAUUAUCCAAAAAAUAAGCUUUAUAAAUAAGAUGCCUUAAUAGGUUUUGUCGAAAGUCAUUAAAUGUGUAAUGUGUCUCUUUUAUAUUAGGGAAGUUUGCCCGAAUAUGUGCUACUCAUUCAUAUUCAGAGGAUGGGGCACAUUGCAGAUUUGGCCCAAAGGCCCUCAUUAAAUAUUUUUGAAGGGUUCUAGACUUAUUUGGAAAAAAAAAAAACUGUUGGAAUGGAUAAAGCACAAAAUAAAAAAUGUGUAUGCAGGGGUUUGUUGGUUUAUGUCCUUGUACGUUUAAAUAAAUCAGUGCUAUAGCCAGUGUUAUAUUCAGGCUGUUUGAACGGUUACAAUUUUUAUAGCUAAGGCGUAGAGUAUUCUCUGUAAUGUAUGGUUUGACAUUUUGAAUGAAGGGGGUGGGGUGACUGCUGACAAUAUUAAUGGACUGCUUGCCCAUGUUUUGUAGUUUUGCCAAAGAAUUUACUGUUUUACAAAAUUCUGUGAUAUUUUUGCUUUUUUUAUUAUUACUGCAUUGUUAUUUCUAACAUUCUACAUGCGAAAUGGCUAGAGACCAGAUUUUCAGAAAUGACCAAAUCUAAUGUUUUGUUGAAAUUGUGUAUUUAUGGGGGACUAUUAUAACCACAGAAACAUUUUAUGGUUAGAAAAUUGUGGUUUAACAUUGAACUUGCACAAACUUAAAACAUGAUUUUUGAACAGCAGUAGUCUAUAUUGAAGGAAUGUGGGUAAAUGAAUGAAAUAUUUUACAGUGGCCAUAUGCAUUAACUAUUUCAAAUGUUUUUCUUUUUCUGCUGAACUGUAAUUUACUGGUAAAGCCGCUAACUCAGUGUUGCAUACAAAUGGUUGUGCACUGCAAUGCUGUGAAGUACAUUUGACUGUGAGGUGCUCUCUUUGGUUUUCAUUUGACUGGAUUAUCAUUACUAAAUGAUGUCACUCCCAUGAGCAGUAGUGUACACAUUGACAUGUGUAUUUACUUGAUUGGCAUACAGCAUCUGUGGCAGAUACAGACAGGUAGAGUUUUUGUGUACCUUGUGGCAGCUGUAGUUGAUCUCUCCUUGGCCUUAUACUGCACCACCUCACUAUGGUGCAUUCUUAGGGAAUGUAGGCUUUAUGGAAGGGCCCCCCAAAACCACACACACCACUGUAGAACACGCACGCAUACAAAAAGAACCCUAGCUCUCAAUUCCAUGGUUAAUCUAAUGAUUAUUGCAACAUUCGCAACAUAAUAAGUUUUAUUAUAUGUCCCUGAGUUUUGAUUGUGCCUUUUUGAUGCUACAUCUAAAGUUGUAGACCCCCUUGUAUGGCUUGUACUGAGCUAUUUGGAAUAGCUCCUGGUUGCCAGCAGUUCCACUUCCUUUCUAAACUGCUACAUAUCCAGUGUCUUCAGAAUGCUUCAUUCCUAGGUCUGGCUGCAUAGAGGACCAGCUACUCUUAAUACCCUCACAAGCCAUAAGUCUAUGGAACAUCUCUUAGGUGAACUGUGCACUAGCAAUACAUUCUAGUUUUCAGCCAUGAGAACUCACUGAAGAUAUGUGGCUAGUUGAUCAGUCCAAUUGAUUAUGUUACCAAAAGGAACAACACUAAUUUGAUGUUGAAAUCGCACCACUACUUUACUGUUUUAUGUUUAAUUAGGGAUUCAGUUUAGUUUUGUAUACUGAAUAUUAGGCAAAAAAAAUAGCCUGUUUUUGAUAUAUGUAAUGUGAGGGGAAAGCGUAGACAGAAAAUUACUUUUGAGAGUUUGACACUUAAAGGCCUCAAAACUAAAGCCUGACAGGCCUUAUAGGUGCUUGCUGAUGAAGAGACUUAGUGAGCCAAAUAAAAUCUCACCUUAGAAAUCACUGUCUGUGUCUGCCAUAGUUUCACUCAUUAUUCUUAUUAGUAACGAUAGAUGUAAAUUCCUUCCUUCUUUUAAAUGUUUGUGCAUUGGCCACACUGUUGAAAGCACUCAACAUGCAAACAGGCAGCUGGCACUGAAGAAAAGCACAGAGUAAAGCGAAGCAGCUUGUAAAUUGUUGUAUACAGGUGACGUUUCAUUAUUUGGGGCGUGGAUAAUCUUUUUGCAUCCACAGAAAAUAUUUUCUUUUUGUAUUAAUAUUGUAAUUAUUGGAUCUGAAUAUAUUUAUGCAAUCUCUUAUGGAUGUUAAAUAUAAAGCUCUGUUUGCAUUUAUUCGAAUGUCCAGGCAGUAAUUAAUUGAAAGUCUUGGCAGCAUUACCUAUCAAAGCAGAUAUUUUUUUCAGGAAGACUUUAAAUCGGGUGUACUUUCUGCUGCCCUACAGGUCCCCAGUUUCUGUAGGCUUCCUUUAUAGCCAGGCAGUUGCCUACCGUCAGUUAUGCUUAAUUGGCAACCUUAACAAUGAUCAUCUAUCCAGUUAUUAAAAAGAACUGAAAAACCUGCUGGAUUGUUCUGCUCUAAGUCCAGAGUGAUUAGCCCUACUUUAAAUGAGGUCCGAAUGACUGGAACCACUGUUCUGUAGUCCUCCAGAUUCAGGAGUUGUUUUAGUUCUUUAAUAUGGAAACCCAAGAUAUUGAAUGUACCAUCCAAAAUUGGAUAUUGGCCACUGGAAUAAGUUCAAGAACAUUUGAUUUAUUAUGUAGCAUUUAAUUUCAUGAGCUGGCUAUACUGUUCAAAUUCUUUAAAGGUUAAGAAUUUAACAAUGCCAUUUUCAAGUUUGUGUAUUUAUUAACCUAUUGAUAGUGGGGGACAAAAAGGAAAAAGUUUAUUUUCUCAGGGUUUUACAGUUAUAACUAGAAUUAGCUGUUUAGUUCUUACACACUUAGUUGCAUUUCAUAGAUUUAUUUGCUUAGUAUUUUAAUUGGGCUAGACCUUUAUUAAGAAACAACAUAUCGCUUAUUUUGGUAUGUAUUAUUAAAUAGAAUAGCUUAUUCUAAUUAGUGUUUAAAUAUUAUUAGGAAUAUUACUGUUAGUAUAUUAAUUUGUGUAUGUGAUGUCAACAUAUGACCUUAAUGACAUAUUAUGGGAAUUUUCCUGUGUUUAAUUUAUCAAAGCCUUUACAUGGAAUAGCUAGAAAGUGUCUAGAAAGGAUUGAACACCUGAAUGGCUUUUUUCUGUAGAAAUAAAAUAGAUUGUAUUAUUUAUAAUGCAUAAUCAUUUACUUGUAGUGUAUUGUUUAAAAUUGUUAACACUUGUUCAAAUUUUUUACACUAUAGCAUUUAUGCAAUGGUUUACAGAAUUCAUUGAAUUAUUUUUAUCAUUAUGGGAAUUAAAAUAAUUUUGGAUCUUAAAAA
This is a messenger RNA of Anguilla anguilla (European eel), 7716 nucleotides long. RefSeq names its product putative E3 ubiquitin-protein ligase UNKL. The transcript is spliced from 16 exons. Gene Ontology annotation, molecular function: metal ion binding. Bases 143 to 2593 code for a protein of 816 amino acids. The record is from RefSeq and is a predicted model, not a curated record. Lineage: Eukaryota; Metazoa; Chordata; Actinopteri; Anguilliformes; Anguillidae.